Messenger RNA from Parasteatoda tepidariorum (common house spider), 1944 nucleotides. Its product is annotated as ubiquitin-conjugating enzyme E2 Q1. The record is from RefSeq and is a predicted model, not a curated record. NCBI's taxonomy places the organism in Eukaryota, Metazoa, Arthropoda, Arachnida, Araneae, Theridiidae.
GAAAAGUUUUAUUGUUUACUAAAUGACGAUUUGGCGCAUGCUCUGUCGAAAUUGUUGUGUGCGCCGCCAUAUUGUAGAUAUAGAAAUGUUGUUUUUCUAAUUGUGCAGCUUAUAAAUUGGAUUUAUAAAUGAUUGAAACUGUUGUUUGCAUAUGUUAAAUAUGUGCACAUUCCGAUAUUUCUGCUAUUUAGUAUAAGUAUUUGUGAAAUGUCCACUUUUUCUUGCUUUCAUUGUUAACUUUUUUUUUGUAUAGUUAACCCAAUGAAUUUUCUGUUUUCUAUUAGUGAAAAUUUGUAGAUAUGGCGUGUCUGAAUAAUUUAAAACAGGACAUUAAAACUUUAGAGACUCUUUUCCCAAAAGGACAUGAAUUGUUCCAAAUAACUGCAGCUUCAGUAGAUGAAUUAACAUGCAGAUUUAUAUCCCGCAACGGGAAAAAGUAUGACAUUCAUGCAAACAUUACAGAAACUUACCCUUCAACACCACCUGUCUGGUUUGCUGAAACUGAAGAACCAUGUAUAACGAAUGCAGUUCAGAUAUUAAUAAAUACGUCAGGUCGUGAUAAUUUGGUUCCACAGCAAGUUAAGCUGCUAGUUAGUGAAUUAUGCAGAUUGCAUAAUUUACAAGAACCUGUGGAGUUAAAUCAUCUUCAGCCUACAGUUGUUGCACAAGUUAGUGAAGAUGAGAUAGUGGAUAGUAAUUCUGAAGAUGAAGAAGAAAUAGAUGAUGACAUUCAUAUUGAGAUGGAAGAAGAUACUAGUCCAGAAAAAAAUAAAGAUGAAGGAAUCAGUAGUGAACACACAGCUACCCUAGAGAGGCUGCGCCAAAACCAACGCCAAGAUUACCUCAGAGGUUCUGUUUCAGGAUCUGUACAAGCAACAGACCGUUUAAUGAAAGAGCUUCGAGAGGUGUAUCGUUCUGAAAGCUUUAAAAAAGGCGUAUUUACUGUAGAGCUUGUCAAUGAUAGUCUAUAUGAAUGGAAUGUAAAACUUCUUAAAGUUGAUCCUGACAGUCCUCUUCAUAAUGACCUAACACACCUCAAAGACAAAGAAGGAAAAGACUGUAUUUUGCUAAACAUUCUUUUCAAAGAAGCAUAUCCAUUUGAGCCUCCAUUUAUUAGAGUCGUUCACCCAAUGAUUACAGGUGGAUAUGUUCUCGGAGGUGGUGCUAUUUGCAUGGAAUUGCUCACAAAACAGGGUUGGAGUAGUGCCUACACUGUUGAAGCUAUAAUUCUCCAAAUUGCUGCCACUUUAGUAAAAGGAAAAGCGCGCAUUCAGUUUGGAGCAAACAAGCAGAGUCAAUACAGUCUAGCAAGAGCGCAACAGUCCUUUAAAUCUCUAGUACAAAUUCAUGAGAAGAAUGGUUGGUUUACGCCGCCAAAAGAAGAUGGUUGAAAAAUGAAGAUGAAUUGGCUGUUAUUUAGGACUUUUUGUAACAGGCAAAUUUAGCAUUAGUCCUUUUGUUUGAUAUCUUUUUUAAAAAAAACAAGGACUGUUUCGGAGAUGCAUACUCCUACAGUGCUUCAUCAACUCCAUGUGUCAAGGAAAAAAGCAAACCCACUGAAAUGACGAAGCUGUCUGUAGUUUGCAAUAAGGACAUAUAUAUAUAUAUAUCUAUGAUGCUAAGUAGCAAAAAUAAAUUAAGGAUUUUUUUUUAAAGAAAUCAUACUAGAAAAUUUUAUCUUUUAAAAAUUAAUUAUUUUGUAAUUCCCCCCCCCCUUUUUUUCUUUAUCUAUCCGAGAUGAUUUUUAGUAUUAAUUGGUCCAAACCUGUUAUUGUUCCAUUUGUUAAAUUAUUCGUUUAAUUUCAUUUUUUUGACAUAUUUGUGAGUGUGUGUAAACGUGUAAAAAUUUAUUCUUAACUAAUGUGCAUGGCAAGUUCUGUGAAGUGUGCACUUAAGGAAGAAAACUAUAUUGAUUGUACAUUCAAUAAAUUGUUUUUCUUUUUA